Molecule: messenger RNA, 2077 nt
Organism: Chara braunii
Lineage: Eukaryota; Viridiplantae; Streptophyta; Charophyceae; Charales; Characeae
Source: the annotation of a GenBank genome assembly
UGCCAGAUCAGCAGUGCCACGUCAGUCACAGUGCCACGUCAGCAUGACGGGUCCAGCUCUGGGCGUGCCAGGCCAACUGGCCAACGAGUCUCUGGCCGAGUACAAACGGCGGUUCCAGGCCCAGAUCGCUCUGAUCGAGGCUGAGGAACAACGCCAGCUGGCAGCCGCGGCUGCCCGCCUACAGGCUGAAGAAGCGGCAGCAGCAGAGAAGCUGCGGCUACAGGCCGAAGCAGACGCAGAUAACCAGGCUCGCCGCAAGGAAGCCCAGGAUCUGCUGCAGCGGCAUGAGACCACAAGCAUCGAAAGACUGAAGUUCUGGCACUUUGAACCAAACCGCGACGACGGAACACCGGAAGAGCAGCAUAAGGAGUUCCUCUCCAAACUCGUGACACGGUUGUUGUAUGCUUGCAACUACCAACGGUCCGAGUUGGAGAGACAGAACCAGGAACUGCAACAGCUGUUCCAGGAUCUGAAGCAACAGCACCAGGAGUUGGCGAACCUCCGCCGGAUAGUGCAGAGCCAAGAGGAUGCGACACGGGCACUCAAUGCCCGUGUACUGGACCUGGAACAGGCUGUACCAGGACCAGGUGCUGGUGCCUCCAGCAGUACACCCUCUAGCCGCCAACUGGAGGAACGCGUUGACCACGUAGUAGCAAUGCUCAGCGAUAUCAGCACCUUCGCUGCACCGACCACCAUCAGCAGUCAGCUGGAGGCAUUGAAGACCGAGGUCCAGCAACUGCAGUCGACGAACACAGAUGGCAAUCCAAAGCAAUACAAAAUGCCAACUUUCCAACUGGAAAAGUUCGACGACUACACACAUCAGGAUCCGGUCCUCUGGUGGGAAGCGUUCACGACGCAACUUCGGAUUCUGCCUGUCGCCAAACACGCGUACAUCGGCGCCUUGUUCAUGAACUCAAAGGGAGGAUGCCAGAUCUGGUUGACUCACCUGGCAGCCACCCACGGCAUCGACGUCGCGGAUCUGAAGGACAAGAUCACACGGGAAGAGUUGACACGGCUGUGGAAGAAGCAUUUCGUCGUCGACAACGCACCAGCACUAGCAAUCAACCGUCUCUUCACCAUGUCUCAGGGCAACACAGCAACACGUGACUGGCUCACGGAAUGGCAGAAGAUCGCGGCAGUGCCCGAUCUGGACUUACCAUUCACGCAUUUACGCUGUGAGUUCUACAACAGGUCAUGUGCUGCACUGAGCCAGGCACUUGGUGAUCGCGAGCAAUACACCACCUUCGCUGAGAUCAUUGAUAAGGCAAGGGAGAUCAUCAAGACCAACAGCAACGUGCUCAAAGCACAAUUGCGGGAUUACUUGCACACUGCAGUACCGACUCCGUUGAUGGACGCCGGAGUAGAGGUUGUCGACCUUCACACCUACAUUGCGAAGAUCGACCGCGAGUUCAAGAUGCAACGCCCGAGUUUGGAGGAGCAUGUAGAACACCUGCGCACCGUUUUGGAGCGGCUACAACAAGCCAAGUACAAAACCAACCGCGACAAGUGCGAAUUCGCGCGACAGGAGCUGGAGUACUUGGGACAUUAUGUGACGCCGCAAGGCAUCCGUCCGCUUGCGGACAAGAUCGAGGCCCUACAAGAUUGCUGCACCUAUGAUGAGGUUACAGUCGCCAAAGGUGCCAUUCUAUUCGAUGACGACGCACGCCGAUCAUUCCAAGCACUCAAGACGGCCAUGCUCAUGGCACCCGUCCUUAGCAUUUAUGACCCCGUCCUACCUACGAGAGUGACAACGGACACUUCCGGCAAUGGCAUUGGGGCAGUCUUGGAACAACACGACGGCGACCACUGGCACCCUGUGGAGUAUUUCAGCCACAAAGUGCCUCCCAUCAACUCGCUCGAUGAUGCAAGGAAGAAGGAGCUGCUUGCAUUCGUCAUGGCUCUCAAGCGAUGGCGGCACUUCCUCCUUGGGCGUCGUAGGUUCACAUGGGUUACGAACAACAAUCCAUUGACCUACUACAAGACGCAGGAUACGGUGAGCAGCACGAUCGGAUGAUGGAUGUGUACUUCAUCGACCAAUUUGACUUCACACCGAAACAUCUUCCCGGCCUCCGAAAUC